AUGCCGCCUAAAGGUGCAAGAGCAUCAACAUCGGCUGCCGCCAAGUCUCGCAGCUCUGCAUCGACACCCGCUUCCACUUCAAAACAGUCGCCAUUGUCAACACUAUACAACUCUUACGUUGACAACACACCAAAGCGCUUGAAAGUCAUCGAUGCGUUUCUGGUCUUCUUGAUGCUUUCGGGCAUCAUCCAAUUUAUCUACUGCGCUCUCAUCACCAACUUUCCUUUCAACUCUUUCAUUGCUGGUUUCGCAUCGACGGUGGGCCAAUUCGUUCUCGCCGCCUCUCUCCGUAUCCAGGCGAACCCGGAGAAUGGCAAGACCUUCCCCGCAGUCUCACCAGAAAGGGCCUUCGGCGACUUUCUCUUUGGCUCGGUGAUACUUCAUUUCUUCGUGUUCAACUUCCUAGGCUAA
Molecule: messenger RNA, 411 nt
Organism: Sporisorium graminicola
Lineage: Eukaryota; Fungi; Basidiomycota; Ustilaginomycetes; Ustilaginales; Ustilaginaceae
Exons: 3
Coding region: 1-411 (136 amino acids)
Biological process (GO): protein N-linked glycosylation
Cellular component (GO): oligosaccharyltransferase complex; membrane
Source: RefSeq, a predicted model, not a curated record